AGCGCCAACUGCUGCAGCCUUUGUCUUUGUCUCUGUCUCUUUCGUCUUGCAAUACAACAAUGUUGUUGUGAAUUGUUGGUUCAGGCAAUUAGAUCGACUCGUUUCGUCUUCUCCCUUCCGUUUCAUUUGACAAAAAAGCUCAUCGUGGAGGGGAGAAUUUUCGGGGCGGAAAUAUGUGGGUGUUCUACAUGAUCUCGUUGCCUUUAACUGUGGGCAUGGUGAUCGUCACGCUCAAGUACUUUGCUGGUCCAUGGGUGCCUCGUUACGUUUUUCUUACCGUCGGAUAUACCUGGUUCUGUUCUCUCUCCAUCAUUAUACUCGUCCCUGCGGACAUCUGGAUGACUACAAGUCGUCUGCCAGAGACUGGAGUAAUUUCUUUCUUUUGGAGCUGGUCCUAUUGGAGUACAUUUUUACUUACCUGGGCUGUGGUGCCACUUAUCCAGGGUUUUGAAGAUGCGGGUGACUUUACUGUGAAACAAAGACUGAAGACCAGCAUCCGUGUUAACUUGGCAUUUUAUUUGGUUGUUGGAUCCAUAGGUCUUUUUGGACUAAUUCUCCUCAUCGCAAUGCACAAGAUUUGGCAUGGCGGUGUUCUGGGUUUCGCUAUGGCGUGCUCAAAUACAUUUGGAUUGGUAACGGGUGCAUUUCUUCUUGGCUUUGGUCUGAGUGAAAUCCCCAAGAGUAUUUGGAGAAAUGCUGACUGGACUACACGCCAAAAAGUUCUUUCCCAUCAAAUUUCCAAGAUGGCUGUUAAACUUGAUGAUGCUCAUCAAGAACUAUCAAAUGCUAUUGUUGUUGCCCAAGCAACGUCUAAGCAGAUGUCUAAACGUGAUCCUCUAAGACCUUACAUGAAUGUUAUUGACAACAUGUUAACUCAAAUGUUUAAGGAAGAUCCAUCUUUCAAACCACGAGGUGGACAAUUAGGAGAAAAUGAUAUGGACUACGAUACCGAUGAGAAAUCAAUGGCAACGCUUAGGCGUCAUCUUCGCAGAGCAAGAGAGGAGUACUACCGGUAUAAAAGCCAAUAUAUGACCUAUGUAAUGAAGGCCCUUGAACUUGAAGACACUAUAAAGAAUUAUGAACGCCGCACGUCAACUGGAUGGAAAUAUGUUUCAACCCUCAGACAUGCUCGAAGUGGGAAGUUGGGGUCUAUCUUGGAUACACUUGAAUUUAUAUGGCGAUGCAUCCUAAGAAAGCAUCUUCAGAAAGUUUUGGCUGUUAUACUUGGUAUCAUGUCUGCUGCAAUUCUUUUAGCCGAGGCCACCCUGUUACCAAGAGUCGAUUUAUCACUUUUCUCAAUGCUCAUUAAAUUAGUAGGACGGGAGGAGGUGCUUGUGCAGGCCUUUGCUUUUGUUCCAUUGAUGUAUAUGUGCGUGUGCACGUAUUAUUCUUUAUUCAAGUUUGGAACUUUGAUAUUCUAUUCAUUGACACCCAGGCAAACAAGCUCUGUGAGCUUGCUUUUAAUUUGUUCGAUGGUUGCCAGGUAUGCUCCACCGAUUUCAUUCAACUUUCUCAAUCUCAUACGUCUUGAUGGGAACGAGAAAACUGUUUUUGAACAGAGGAUGGGUAAAAUUGAUGAUGCCGUCCCUUUCUUUGGAAAAGGUUUUAAUAGGAUUUACCCGCUUAUUAUGGUUGUCUACACCAUUUUGGUUGCCAGCAAUUUCUUUAAUCGGGUUAUUAAUUUCCUGGGAAGCUGGAAGAGGUUUAGAUUUCAGUCGGAGGUGGAUGAUAUGGAUGGAUUUGAUCCUUCAGGAGUAAUUAUAUUGCAGAAAGAACGAUCUUGGUUUGAACAAGGGCACAUGGUCGGUGAGCACGUUAUUCCCUUAGCUAGAAAUUUCAAUGGAAUAGACUUGGAGUCAGGCAGCAGCAACAGCGCAGGUUUUCUUGAUGCCAAAGCGAAGGCAACAAACAGUCUAAUAAAUGAAGACAUGAACGGGAAUUCGUCAAAAUCUUCUGCUGAUGAGGGUCGGAAAUAUGGUUCUAGCAGAGAAGCCAUGAGCAACAAGUAUGCCGUAAUUAGAGAACAAAUUAGACAAUCAUCAUUAGACCCAAAGGCAGUGGCAAACAUGGCUUCGGCCAAGGUUACCUUACUUGAUACAGUUAACGGCGAAUCUAGCAAUACCAAUGAAAAGACGACUUCUGAUUUGGCCUCAAAGUGGGAAUCGAUGAAGAUGGGUUUCCAAAACUUCAAGGCUAAUAUAGGAAACAAAAAGUUCCUUCCCUUGCAACAAAUUCAAGACACAAGAUCUCUUUCUCGUCUUGAUUCAUCUCAGUCUCUUGAUGAGAUCUUUCAAAGAUUGAAACGGCCAUCAGAUCAUGGGAGUCAUAGCGAUGAUGAGGAUGGGAUUGAAAUCAAGGGUUCCGAGGAGGGAACAGAGAUUGAGCGAUCAAGGCCAACUAGAUAACAUCCUUUUUUUCCCUUAAGGUUUAAGAAGCAAAGAAUACUGUUCUGAGUAUAAGCGUUGGUGCCAGUUAAAUUGUUAACUUGCAGUUGGAUUAUCCCGCAUCUGAAUACAUAUUUGGUACAUUAUCCUGCUAUACUAACGCAUUUUUCUACGUAAUAUAAGCUGACUAGUUGAGAAGAAAACAGAAGGAUAGAGUCACUCGCUAACCGUUCAAAUGACCGUGGUCGUAAAAUUCAGAGGUUGCAACUGCAAAGGUUUGUGUCUUAGUGGCAUCGGCAUUGCUUUGAUUCUCAAGUUUUGGUUCAGAACUCAGAUGCCAUAAGGUAAUUGUAUACUGUACAUCUUUAUCUGGUAUUUUGAUAUCGAUGUCAAUGUAACUAUAAGUUUUAGGAAAUGAAGGUUGAAAUUGUAGACAUGAAUGGUGUCUGAUAUUUGACACUUUUUCUGGAAGCUGUAUAUUUCAUAUGAUUUAAAAGACUCAUGGUAUAAGUCAGCCAUUGCCGCAUUCAGAGGGAUAAUAAAGAGAGGUCAGCCAUUGAUCGUCAUUUACAUUCUUAGCACGAAUGUGAGCCCUCCAUCUUCAAGAAUGCUGUAGUAACACUAUCUAAGGAGACCCAUAAUAUGUCCACUCUCAAGCCGUCUUCAUUGAAGUUCUAAAGUGAAUAGAAGCUCAUCAAACAGCUUUUCUAGA
Messenger RNA from Cucurbita maxima (winter squash), 3096 nucleotides. RefSeq names its product LMBR1 domain-containing protein 2 homolog A-like. Bases 174 to 2405 code for a protein of 743 amino acids. The transcript is spliced from 14 exons. Gene Ontology annotation, cellular component: membrane. The record is from RefSeq and is a predicted model, not a curated record. NCBI's taxonomy places the organism in Eukaryota, Viridiplantae, Streptophyta, Magnoliopsida, Cucurbitales, Cucurbitaceae.